Molecule: messenger RNA, 2717 nt
Organism: Labrus bergylta (ballan wrasse)
Lineage: Eukaryota; Metazoa; Chordata; Actinopteri; Labriformes; Labridae
Source: RefSeq, a predicted model, not a curated record
UUGCCGCGACAGGGCGGAAGUGUUUGUGCAGAGCUGGAGAGAGAGAUGCUCUGCUGAGAGGAGAGACGGAGGAACCGGGACCGACCGAGACCAGCUGCAGAGACCAGGUGAAACCAGACCGGAGAAACAGGAUGAUGCGAUCGUUGUGGGCGUGUCUCGUUCUCUGUGCUGUCGUCGGCAGCAGUAAGCCGACGGAGAAGAAGAGUCGAGUUCACGAUGAGGAACCUCUGAGCCGCAUCGAUCACAACGACAACAAGAACUUCGACUACGACCACGAAGCGUUUCUGGGACAAGACGAGGCCAAAACCUUCGAUCAGCUGCCGCAGGAGGAGAGCAAGCGGCGGCUCGGCAUCAUGGUGGAUCAAAUCGACAGUAACAGAGACGGCUUCGUGUCUGAAGACGAGCUGAAGCUUUGGAUUAAAAACGCUCAGAAGAAACACGUCUACGAGAGCGUGGAGCGUCAGUGGAAGGACUUCGACUUGAACGACGAUGGCGUGAUCAGCUGGGACGAGUACAAGAACGUGACGUACGGAACCUACCUGGACGACCCCGAGGUCGACUCCGAGUACAACUACAUCGCCAUGAUGGCGAGGGACGAGAGACGAUUCAAGGUCGCCGACACCAACGGAGAUCUGAUCGCAGACAAACACGAGUUUACGGCGUUCCUCCAUCCUGAAGACCACGAGCACAUGAAGGAUGUUGUGGUGCAGGAAACAAUCGAGGACAUCGACAAGGACGGGGACGGUUUCAUCGACAUGAAGGAGUACAUCGGGGACAUGUACACAGCAGAGGAGGAGUCGGAGGAUCCGGAGUGGGUGGAGUCAGAGCGUCAGCAGUUUAUGGAGUUCAGAGACAAAAACAAAGACGGGAAAAUGGACAAAGAGGAAACUCUGGACUGGAUCCUCCCGUCAGAUUAUGACCACGCUGAAGCCGAGGCCAAACACCUGCUGCACGAGUCAGACGCCAACAAGGACGGGAAACUCAGCAAACAGGAAAUCCUGAAUAAAUUCGACGUGUUUGUCGGGAGUCAGGUGACGGACUUCGGCGAGGCGUUGCUACGACACGACGAGUUCUAGAGACGCAGAAGAAAAUCUGUUUUUUGUUUUUUUUCCUUUUUUAAAGUUAUUUAUUCAGACACACUUAUCUUGAAUUUAACACAUUUGGAGUUUUGUUAUUUACUCAGAUUUACUCUGAAGUUUUUUUUUUAACCCUUUGACUUCCACACUAAGAAAUCCAUUCGCAAAAGAUUGUUUGUUGGUAAAGUUGUGUUCCUGCCUCUUCAUUAAGCAACAUUUCAGGUUAUAUUUUUCAGAUUACCCAAUCAGGAAGCAGAUAUGCAGGUCAACCAGCUGGUUGCCUGUUUAGGGUUACUUUGGAUAUGAAUGGAUUUCUUUCAUUUCUGCAACAAAAUGUUUAGUUUUUUCAAAUUUAACAUCACAGAGAGUAGAACUUGUUAAAAUAAAAUAUAAUUAAUUUAACAAAUUGAAUGAGUAGCAAUGGUUAGAAAAGGUGAACAAAAUAAGACAUGAGUGAUGUGAGCCAGGCCGUUUGUGCAGACCAUGUUUUGUGAGGAAUCAUAGAUAUAUAUUUUAUUGUCAAAUUUAUUUCCUUCAACUAAAAUAUGAUUGUUAGAGUAUCUAUAAAUGAUACGUGACCCGGACGUUUGCUCUUAUUCUGUGAGAUUUCUGAGGAGCUGAAUCACUCCCGGUAUUUUCCACAGUUUUAAGACAAUGAUAAUUAUGUACAGCAGCGCCACCCAUUGGACAUAAUCUGUGUUACAUACACUAUUCAAUGAGGUGAACGAGGAUAAACAGCCAAAGAUAGGUUUUCAGAGUUUUAAAUACAGCAAUAUGGUGGCGGAAAAAAGGUCAACCACGUGGUUACAAUGCAAGUCAAAGGGUUAAUCGAGUUUCAUCUUUACAUUUCAGUUAUUUGGACUUUGAUAUUUGCUGUGUUUUGUAAACGCUACGUCGAUGAUUUCACUUUACCUCUUUGUACCUCUCAGUUUUUAGCAGUGAGCCUUCAGUGUUCAUUUGUGUUUAUAACGCCACCUGUGGUUUCACUAAACUUCAUGAGACUUUGUUUUAAAUAUCUGAAAGUUCUGUAAAAUAUUUUGAUAUCAAAGUAUAAAUAAUGACACUAAAGCCUGGUGUACGCUGUACGGUGGUAGGAAAGUCUCUCACUGUACGACCCGAUUGUGGGACCUGAGAGCUCGCACUGUGUGAGUAAAGUCGAGACGGAGCAGUCACAAUUUUAGAAAAAAAAAAACUCCCCCAGUCAGAGGUUGAUUUCAGUUGCCUUGGCUACACACACCAGCAAAAAAAAAAAACGUGUGCUUGUUAGUGCAUUAGCAAUAAACACAAGCUAACUAGCCGCUAAAUCAUCAUACUUCCUGUCAACUGGAGGUCCGCAGAUAUUUGUGCCUUCUGUUGCCAUGAUGAUUUCAGGCGCUGUCUGCAAAGUUAGAGGAGGGGGGAAAAUCCGAGUCUAGGAAUCCGCUCGUGGCUCUGCUCAGAAAGUGCGAUUGUGAGCAGGCGUAUUUUCAAAAUAUCAAACAUGUAGGAAAUUCACUGAUCAGGAGAGCUGUGCGAGUGGUGAUCGGCGUCGUGCCUCAGUGUACACUACACGACUGACGGCGGGCGAUUGAGCUGAAAUCCGUACAGUGUACGCCGGGCUUGACCUUUCUGUUGUUAAAUAAAAAAAUACAGUUAUAAUUC